UUCACACCUAACCUUUUCACUGAAGAAAACAAGAAGAAGAAGAAAAAAAAUUGACAUGGACUGGGGGUCAGUUUCAACUUUCAACUAAGAAAAAUAGAACAAAAGUUGAAUGAGAACAGGAUGUUAAAGAUGAAAAUAGUGUAACAGGAGUUACUGUUUCCAGGAACAUAACACAUCUUGGCAUUGAGUACAAGCAUUUAGAGAACUCCUUGCAGUCCAUUUCUUGGUGCAAGGUCCAAAGAAAAGAAUUCCAGAGAGGGGAAAGAGAAAAUUAAAUGGUAUUACAAAUUUGGCAAAAUAACAUGUUACAUCAUGCACAGGGCAGUUUGGGUGAAGCUUUUGAUCUCAUUCACUUUCUCUUUCUAGCUGUAUAUUGGCUUUACCAACACAACACCCAUUGUAUAUGUAAUGCUAACGUAGCAUUGCAUUAAAUGUAAGCCAACCAGAAGCAGGACGAGGCUCUAUAAGCAACCUCAAACUUAUAUACUCCUCUGUUUCUAAUGGUGGUGAUGCUCUUAAGUUGAACAAUAGUAAAUUUUGUGGUGCUUUAAACAACUCAAUGAGAGAGAGAGAUAGGGGUCACAAGUUAAGUUGUUGAUUAAGGUACAUUCUACUAGUAUUAUUGCUUCUGAUCUGCACUGUGAGUGUGUAAGGGAACUAGGUACAAUGUCGAGGACUUGCCGGCUCAUUCUGUACAUUUCGGUGGACAGUCUUGAUGGAGUGACUCAAGUUGAGCCAGAAGGUGGAUGGGAGUACCCUUUCCUCUGUUACCACAUCCAAGUCGAUUGCAAAAAUUGUAACAGAGAGCUGUUGGAAAUUGGUUAUCUUCCAUUAUACUUAUGUGCAGGUAGGAUGGAAGAUGCCCAAUAUCAUAAAGCCUUAGCUUGCCCAAAGUGCAUGGGGUGUGGUGGUUUGAGGAUUCUGAAUAGGGGAGGGGAACCAAUCACGGAUGAAGGACAAGACAUGCCUGUGAUGGAGAUAGAGGUUGUUGGCUCUUUUCAUGUGCACGAGAAACUCAAACUGUUCUAUUUUAAGUGGAUUUGCAGAAAGGAUGAUGGCAGUGGGGAAUUUUUGGAGCCUUUUUCUGUGGACAAAGAUGGGAGCUACGCGUUUAGUGAUUCAGGUGAUGAAUCUGAUGAUGAUGAUGAACUUUUUCAAAUCAAAGGGAUCAAAGGAUGUUUCCAAGUCACACCACGGGAAGAAGAGGUGGAGGGACUCUGGAUUAAGGUGGCUUCCAAGUCAUCCCAGGCCUGCGAUUCAGAUUCGAAUUCGGAGGAUUCGGAUGCUGAUUCUGAUGAUUAAUUCAGGUGCAAGUGCAUGCUUUAGGGAGGCUAACAUCAGUCCAUGACUGAUUACUGAUUGCUAUCUAUAUGGUUUUCCAACUAUAUAUUCUAUGUAAGACUGAUCUCAGUUUAGUUUUAUUGGAUGGAAGAUGGGAACAAGUUUGCUUAAAUUUCCUAUUAUUUUUUAAUUAGCUUUCAUUUACUGAGGCUUAAGGCUCAUAAUUAACCAUCAUGAUGUUAUUUGAUACAUGUUAAUUCAUAGCAUCUGGUAGUUAAAAGCAAGAGCUUGAUUUGUUCUUUGUCAAGCUACUAGGGUGCUGAAGUAGAUAGAUGUUGAUUAAUUGUACCCAAAUGAUGUGAGUUUUAACUUAUAAUAUAAACCCUGAGUCCAAAAGUAAAUGGGGUCAAGGAUAUUUAUAAAUAUAAAAUAUAGCAGCACAGCACUUUUUCCAGGUAGCAGUUUUUGAUUGGGUCAUGUCUAAGUCCUAAAGUACUUUUUACGUUGAUGGCUGAGGCUUCAAUGCUUUAGUUGUUGAGGUUAAACUUGAACCUUUAAAACUUGUUUAUUUGUUAAAGUAAUAGCACAGUGACCUCUUUACAUACUUUCCUGGAUGGUAGUUCAGACAUUAGCAUACAUGAAUUAUGUCAUGAAAGCUAUAUCCUACUGACAGAAAUCACAAACAAACAAUCACUAAAAUUCAUAUUAAUUAGGUUUAGCACCACCAUCAUCAGAUUAACCUAUAAACACAAUCCCUUUUGUACAUGCAUGUUUUCUGAGUUACCAUAUAAAUCUGCAGCUACAGUUAAUAUUUCUCAAAGAACAAAUUUUCUACCACAUAUCUUAACUAUAUCAUCUGAGAAACCAGUGAGUUUGUGUAGCAGACCAAAAUGUUUGGGUUAUAUAUAUAUGCCAAGGGAUGUAACUUUCACAAAAGUAAAGAAAAAGAAAGACAAGGAGAAUGAAUGUUCCUUUGUCACUAGAAAGAUCAAAUCAAAUGGUAAUAGUUUUGAAGUUCUUGCAUUAUCAAAUUACAUUUGUUACAACCUCUUAGAGGUUUUUCAAAAUGAUUCUUAAUAAUAUAUAAACAUGGUAAACUUGGAAAUCUCCUAUUAAAGCAUAACAAAGCUAACACAUGUUAGUACAAUUGGAAAGAAAGGCCCUUUGGUAGUGAAAGUUUCUCCCUGUUGAAGUAACAAAUAAAGACUAAUGAACAAAAUCUUUCACAAUCUUGGUUAAGAUUAGUAUUUGAUCAUGGUUUGAUGCUAAUACUUAAAUCAUAGAAUCAAUUUAGUCCAGUGAAGAUAGACAAGGGCAUAAUCAUGAUUUCCACUUAAAUCAUUUCGGGCAAAGAGAUUUACAUGCUCAGUUGUGCCGAAAGAUAAAAAAGCAGGCAUAUAUAUUUUAGAUGGUGCUCAUAAUUAUGGUUGAAUAUACACAAUAAUUAACAACUUUUACUGCCAACACCUAAUGAAGGCUGACUUCAGAUAAUAAAACGAUCAUCUAGUAACAAAUCAUUAUGGUGAAAUGAAACUAAGUACAAUACUGAUUAUUGUCUGAGGCCAAAAAGCCAAGAGUAGUGAUCUUUGUCACUAAUCAAACACAAAAUAAA
Molecule: messenger RNA, 2893 nt
Organism: Prunus persica (peach)
Lineage: Eukaryota; Viridiplantae; Streptophyta; Magnoliopsida; Rosales; Rosaceae
Exons: 3
Coding region: 667-1302 (211 amino acids)
Source: RefSeq, a predicted model, not a curated record